AUGAAUCACCCGGUAUAAUAAAAAAAAGUGUAUUGUAUGUAUUAGUGAUUUUCGUUUUUGUACUGUUGGUAUUUGUUGUAUUUGCGAUAAAAUUCAGUUAACCAAAUUGCUGUGCGUUGUUGUCUUUAAAACUUUAAAAUUAAGUUUUUGCACAGUUUCACUUAUCAUUGAUCUUGUUAUAUAAUACAAAAUCAUAUGGCGGACGAUGCCGAAAGCGACGAUCAGUGGUUAUACGGCGACGGCGACGUCGAUGCACCUCCGCCACAAGCAGAAAAGCAACCGGAGGUAGAAGAGAAGGAGGCUGUGGCCGAAACAGACAACAGUGCCGAUCAACCAGAAGAAGCAGCCCCCGAGGCCGAUCCACCGCUCGAUGACCCUCCCAAAGAUAAACCGACGGAAAACGGCGAGGCCGUCGAAGAAGACAAACAAAACGGGGAAGGCAGUGAUAAGGAGGACUACGACGAAGACAGUGACGAUGACGUUAACGUCGUAAUUGGCGAUAUUAAAACGAGUCCAACGUACGCUUCGCUUAACAUAAAAAGGGGCGGCUUACUUACGACUACAACGAAAGGGGACAAAACAUUGCAAACGCCCCAAACUGGAAAGUUUACCGUUGAGGAAUUCGAACACGUGGGGUUGAUCAAUGGUAUUCCUGCAAGCGAAUUUAACUUGGACAGCUUGGAAGAUAAGCCCUGGCGGAAACCGGGUGCGGAUAUUACCGAUUAUUUUAAUUACGGAUUCAACGAAGACACUUGGAGAGCUUAUUGUGAGCGACAAAAACGAAUGCGUGUGUCGGAGUCGGGUACUGGGUUGCUGCCCCUGAACGCUAUCGGAAUGCCACGCGGGCCUCUACCGAUUAUGAAUGAUAAUAGUAAGUAUGCUGGUGCUGCUUAUGCAGGAAUAAGAAAAGCUGGACCUCCUCCAGGUAGAAGAAUGACUGGUUCAAUUGACGUUAUCGGUGGUGCCACAAGUCGCAUUGGUGUUCCCGUUUCGAAAGUAGAGGCUCCCAAAGAAAAUGUUAUACAGGUGAUGACGGCCGAUAGACGAGAAUAUAGCCGAAAGCCAGCCCCAUUUCCGGAUAUGUCUGUCCCACCACCGACGACGUUCGAAGAGUUCCAUCCGGAAUACGACUUCAAUCCUGAACCGGAACCGUUUUACGGCGGCUACGAACCUACUCAAGAUUCCCAAUGGGGAGGUAAUUCUUCGUGGCAGCCGCAGGAGAUAAAAACUCUAACACCGACCGCCCCACCCGGUCCGGUCAUGCCUCCCGCUCCCGUUCCGCCCGUAAACGCACCUAUGAUGUCGAACAGGCAUCCGCCGAUGCCCGUCCCUAGCCCCGUAAAGGACGAGAUGGCAUUGUCUAGACGUUCAAAGUCGAAGGAGAAGGAGUCGAUGCGGCGAGAAAGAGAUAGAUCUCGGGAGAGAGAUCGCGAUCGAGAGCGUGAACGAUCUCAUCGUAGAGAUAGAUCGAGAAGCAGAUCUCGUAGGCAUAAGUCACGAUCGAGAAGUCCGAGUCAUCGGUCACAUCGUAAGAAGAAAUCUAGAAGGCACGAAGAUAGUGAUUAAGUUAAAUAGUUGUCGUAAUCCAAUUUUAUUGUGCAUUGUUUAUUAUUAUGCUACUAGGUUCUACAGAAAUAAAUAAAUUGGAUUUAUGAUGCUGUUGAAUAAGUUCAAAGGGUACUGGUUUCAACAGAAUGGUGCACCCGCGCACAACGCCUUUAUUGUGUAAAGAUACUAUAUCGGACAAAUUUGUAUUUAUAAUAAAAAAAUGCCAUCCAA
Molecule: messenger RNA, 1779 nt
Organism: Photinus pyralis (common eastern firefly)
Lineage: Eukaryota; Metazoa; Arthropoda; Insecta; Coleoptera; Lampyridae
Product: pre-mRNA 3'-end-processing factor FIP1-like
Exons: 5
Coding region: 196-1566 (456 amino acids)
Cellular component (GO): mRNA cleavage and polyadenylation specificity factor complex
Molecular function (GO): RNA binding
Source: RefSeq, a predicted model, not a curated record